UUGCAAGCAUGUGAUACCCAGAAACGUGUAAUCGGUGGGGCCUUGAAUGAGUUUGUUUUAUCUGGAAGAUUGGAUAACCUCUGCAUGUCAUUUUGCUCUUUGAAGGCACUUAUAGAUUUAACAUCCACCGAGAGGAGAAUUGAGGACGAGAGCGGGAUUAAAAUGGUGGCUUUAUAUGAUCAUGAGGAGGUUGGAUCUGGUUCAACACAAGUAGUUGGGUCCCCGGUUAUGUUGGAUGCCUUGUCACGAAUCACUUCUUCAUUCACUUCAGAUACAAAG
Messenger RNA from Striga hermonthica, 279 nucleotides. The record is from the annotation of a GenBank genome assembly. NCBI's taxonomy places the organism in Eukaryota, Viridiplantae, Streptophyta, Magnoliopsida, Lamiales, Orobanchaceae.